Molecule: messenger RNA, 2773 nt
Organism: Octopus sinensis (East Asian common octopus)
Lineage: Eukaryota; Metazoa; Mollusca; Cephalopoda; Octopoda; Octopodidae
Product: THO complex subunit 1
Exons: 21
Coding region: 28-2037 (669 amino acids)
Biological process (GO): signal transduction; mRNA export from nucleus; regulation of DNA-templated transcription elongation
Cellular component (GO): THO complex part of transcription export complex
Molecular function (GO): protein binding
Source: RefSeq, a predicted model, not a curated record
AUUUAUGGGUAAAACACAGAAACAAACAUGUCGGCGUCCACGGAGUUUGACUUUAGGAUAGCUCGAAAUGACUUCGGGGAAGUCUUGCAAAGCCUGCUCACCAAGAAUGUACUCAGUCAGUGUAUACCACAUGUCCAGAGUUACCAUGGCAAUGACAGUGAGAAAAAACUGGCUUUAGAUCAAGCGCUCCGUGAUAUUGUUCGCAUUGUUAUAACCGAAGAGAUGGGCUGUUCUGUAUACAGAGAAGUGAUCACAACAGCCAUUGAAGCUGCUAAUCAAGAUGUGUGUUCAGCUUCCACACCAUUUGUACUUCUAUCAGAUGUCUUUGACAUGAUUACUUUGGAACAAUGUGAGGAUAUCUUCAAUCUGGUCGAAGAAAAAGUCAGCACUUGGAAGUCUGACACCUUUUACGAUGCUGGUAAGAACUAUCUGCUGAGAAUGUGCAAUGAUUUGCUUAGAAGACUUUCCAAAUCUCAGAAUACUGUGUUCUGUGGUCGGAUACAGCUGUUCCUGUCUCGGUUAUUUCCACUCUCUGAGAAAUCAGCUUUGAACUUAAUGAGUCAGUUUAAUUUGGACAAUAUCACUGUUUACAACACAAACCCGGAGGAAUCUCGCUUAAAGAAUGAGGUGAAUGAAGAUAGAAUGGAAUUCGAUGCAGAAAUGGAAGAAAAUAACAGCAAUGUACCUAUUGAUUUCAAUCUGUACCGCAAGUUUUGGGCUUUACAAGAUUUCUUCCGGAAGCCUCUUCUUUGUUAUGAGAAAGUGGCAUGGCUGACCUUUACAUCAAAUGCUAAUGAAGUGCUCACAGCGUUUUCUAGUUACAAGCUUGACGAUAUGAAAUCCCCUCGCAAGAAACUCAACCGCUCAUAUCUUAAGGAAACUCAGACUUAUUUUGCCAAAUACUUGACCAGUGAAAAGUUACUCGAUCUACAGCUCUCAGACAGUAAUUUCCGGAGAUAUGUGCUGGUACAGUUCCUGAUUCUCGUCCAAUACCUGAAUGCUCCUGUCAAGUUUAAAAAUGCCAACUGUGCCCUGUCUGAAGAACAAAAUGUUUGGAUUAAAACAACAGAAGACUGGGUUUACCAACUACUUAAAGAAACACCUCCUGAUGGAGAGGCAUUUGCCAAAUCUAUACAGCAUAUAUUAAGACGUGAAGAGAACUGGAAUGCCUGGAAAAAUGAAGGUUGUCCUCUAUUUGAACGUCAUGGUGGUGCUGGUGAUAUAAGGUCUAAAAAUAAAAUAAAGAGGAAGAGUGUUGGAAGUGACUUAAUAGCAAGUGGAGGGAAGUUGAUCAAAAUGGGGAGUCCAGAGCUGACCCGAUUAUGGAAUCUAUGUCCAGACAACACAGAAGCCUGCAAAUCGGAGAAAAGAGUGUUCUUGCCAACUUUGGAAGAUUUCUUUGCUGAUGCCAUCGAACAGUCUGACCCUGAAGCCAUGGUUGAAGACGAAUACAAGUUGGUCAAGGAUCAAGUGUUUCAGUGGAAAGCCCUCAGGUUACUGGCUCGUCGCAGUCCUCAUUUCUUUACUCAUGCUCCCCAGCCAGCAGUUGAAUUACCUGUUUAUCUUGAAAGUAUGGUCACCAGACUAGCCAAAGAGAUGCCACCACCACAUGAAGAAAUGAAGACUGAAAUUGGAGAAGAAGAAGACAUAAAGGCUCCCUCUCCGGAUGAAGGGGAAGAAAUCAAGAAUGAUGGCACCGAUAUUCCUUCUUCCACUUGGAAAUUCAACAAUGAUUUUUUACAAGGUGGCAGUACUGAUGAUCUCCCUAUCAACAAACAUCAAAUCCAUGAAGUGGCUGAAGGUUUGGGUCAUGACUGGAAAAAAUUAGCUGUUGAGCUGAAUUUCUCUGAUGAUGUGAUUGCACAGUUUGAUAGUGAAAGCCACGAUGAUACUCAGAAAGCAUUGAAAAUGUUGACAUUAUGGUUUGAAAACGAGGCUGAACAUGCCACUCCUGGGUGUCUCCGUACAGCUUUGAAUGAAAUUGGAUUGCUUGAAGUGGCCGACCAAGUAUUUCCUGAUAUUGAAGCAAGUAACUGAUGAAACACAUCCAUGUCCUCUGUCAAGGUUUCAACAGUUUCAUUUCAAGGGACUGGGACAAUAUUACCAUGUUUUAUAUUGUCCCAUUUUAUUCAACAGUUAGAUGAAAUGGGACACUACUUUUUCUACCAUCACUACUACUACUACCAUGUUUUAUAUUGUCCCAUUUUAUUCAACACUUGAAUGAAACGAAAUGAUGCUAUUAUGUUUCAUACUUGCCCACCAGAUUGAAAUGGGACACUAUUACUACUGUAUUUUAUAUUGUCCCAUUUUAUUGGACAGUUGAUAAAAAUGGGGCAUUACUGUUAUGUGAAAAAGUAUUCCAUUUUAUUUGGUAUUGGGGUGAAAUGGGACAUUGUUACUACUAUGUCUUAUGUAGUCCCACUUUAUUGAAUACUGGAUUAAAAUGGGACAUUACUGUUAUGUGAAAAAGCAUCUCAUUUUAUUCAACAGUUUCAAUCCACUGAGCAAGAGUGAAUAUUUGCAGUGUUAGCUGUAUAUCUAGUAGGAUUCCAUUUAAUCCAGCAUCAUUUUGUUCAGCUCAACCUGAUCUUAUUAAAUGAAAUUUAAAAGACAGAUUUGUAGCUUAACAGAUCCGGAAUAAUAUUAUCUAUAAAAAAGAAACUGAAAAAAAAUACAAAACAAAACCUGUUGGACUUUUUAUACAUUUUUCCAGGUUAUCUAUCUCAUAAGUUUGAUCAAACAAAAAGAAAAAAAUAAACAUUCCCUUGUCUAA